GGUUGGCGCCUCCGCUGUCAGUGUCCGAGCGUGCGGCGGCGGCGGCGGCAGCGCUUCAGCCCGCUCCGGAGCUGGGCGGCGAGAGCGGGGACACCCCAGGCCUGCCGCACGAGAGCUGCUCCAGGAGCAAGGAGGACUAAUCCUGGGAGAAGCCAGGCCUACUGGAUGAGCAGACUGUCCCGGGAGAAGCCUGCAGUUGAUAGGCGCUAGGUCUGAGGAGUGAGAGCCAUCCUGAUUGCUGCUGGGAUUUGUUAUGUUCUGCUCGGACAUACUCUCUUGGGAAAAUCCAUGAUUGAACGGAUGCUGUUGAUUUAAACUGGGAUAAAAGAAAAAAAAUCCUUACGUAGCCUAUCGUAUCCAACAGGCCUGGGAUAGAUCAUCCCUCAACUCUAGAAAGAGAGCUGUGGUGGAAAUAAAUUGGGCCAAACGAAGAGAGAUUCUGGCAAUUUUUUGAGUCAAAGAAGAGUUGCUGAUAAAGUGAUCUGGAAAUCCCAGCGAUAAACUGAGAUUUGCUGAAGUGCAUAAAAAGAAAUCUUGAUCAAAACUGAGUGAAAACCAAAAUUUGGAUUAAAUGAGACUUUUUGGAUUAAACUGAGAAAUGUGCCCUGGGUAAAGAUACUAACCCUAGGAGAGAGCAGACAAGAAAAAACUAUUUCAGGUGGUAAAACUACUGCAGUUUUGUGCUGCUGAGGUGGGAAUAGAGGAAUGGAUAAUGGGUGUUCUACCACAUUUUUUUUUUUAAGGCAGUGCUAGCAAGAAGCAAAGAAAGGGCUAGGUUACCUGAUACCUGGCAGAGUCCAGGUCUGUUAGUCUCCAGCUGAAUAAGGUGUCCCUGUUUGGCAUGUUUUUUAUAUUUUGUACUGUAAUAGAGGAUUGUGGCCUGUGGGGCUUUAUUUAAUUCUGGGUUUUUAAAAAUUCUUCUCUGCAUCUCUAAAAGAAUGUGCAUUAGUGUCUUUGUAAAUAUCUUGCUCUUUAAAGGUAUCUGAUUAAAAUGCAUGUUAUUUGAAAUUUAAAUUAAAGCGUUAAGUUGUCACAUGCAUAGACACUUAGUUGACCAAAAAAAAAAUCAUUUUAAACAAGUUUGGUUUAUUUUAGUCUUGCUAAACGGUUUGGAAUCUGCAAGUGGGUUGAAGCUGUGCUUGACUGCGAAUAGUUAAAACUUGGAUGCUGCAGCAUUUUGAGCCCUAGAGACGCUGCUGGUAAAUCAUUCAUGAAAUUUUUUUUACUUUUUAAUACCAAAAAUGUUAGAUAUUUUUAUCUUAACUAGUCUUUAAAAAUACAAGACUUGAGAGAACUUUCUUCAGGGCUAGGGAGACUAAUUUAAAAAUUGUUUUAUUUGGAGAUAAAUUUAAUUGUGAGGCUGGUUUUUGGGAGAAACCAUAGACUUAGGGCAAAAUUUCAGCUUAUGCUGGAGGGGGGGAAAAGAACCUCAAAGUAUCUCCAUCCUUUACUUCUAUAGCCUUUGGAUUUAAUCGGGUACCGCUCCUGGGAUAUCAGACACUUUACUUCCUACACCAUUUUGGGAUAUAAAGGUGCAGAGUGAACUAAGAAACUUGAACAUAUCCAUUGGGGACUGAUGCUGAGGAGGAGCUGACAUACAAAGGGAUAAAGGCCGUAAUAUUACACAGAAAUGGAUGUGUGGUCAAGAGUAGCAGUGUGGAUCCUGUGUGGUUUUCUUCUGCACCAAGGACAGGGGGAGAGGCCCCCAGGUACCCUUUUGGAUGAAACUGCAAUUGCAGAGUUCUGUCGAAUUGAUGAGCCCUUGUGCCACCUCGAAGAUGAGCAGCUCAGCUUUGAAGCUGUCUGCAAUAUCCACAAGCAGAUGGAUGAUGACGCCAAUGGCAACGUGGAUGUAGAGGAGAGCGAUGAGUUCCUGAGGGAAGACUUAAAUUAUCAUGACCCAACAGUCAAACACAGCACCUUUCAUGGGGAGGAUAAACUCAUCAGCGUGGAAGAUCUCUGGAAGUCAUGGAAAACAUCCGAAGUGUAUAACUGGACAGUUGAUGAGGUGGUGCAGUGGCUAAUCACCUAUGUGGAACUGCCACAGUAUGAAGAAACCUUCAGGAAACUACAGCUAAGUGGACAUGCCAUGCCCAGGUUAGCGAUAAACAACGCCACCAUGAUGGGGACUGUACUGAAAAUGACUGAUCGGAGCCACAGGCAGAAGCUGCAGCUGAAAGCCCUGGACACAGUGCUGUUUGGACCUCCUCUCUUAACUCGUCAUAACCACCUAAAGGAUUUCAUGUUGGUGGUGUCCAUUGUCAUUGGAGUGGGUGGCUGCUGGUUUGCCUACAUCCAGAACCGCUACUCAAAGGAGCACGUGAAGAGGAUGAUGAAAGACCUAGAAGGGCUUCAUAGAGCUGAGCAGAGUCUACACGACCUUCAAGAAAGGCUGCAGAAGGCCCAGGAGGAACACCGCACGGUGGAAGUGGAGAAGGUGCAUCUGGAGAAGAAGCUCCAAGACGAGAUCAGCAUCGCCAAGCAAGAGGCACACCGGCUGCGGGAGCUGCGCGAGGGGACGGAGAACGAGCUGAGCAGACAGAAGUAUGCUGAGCAGGAGCUGGAGCAGGUCCGAAUGGCGCUGAAGAACGCAGAGAAGGAGCUUGAAUCCCACUGCAGCUGGGCCGCACCAGAGGCCUUGCAGAAAUGGCUCCAGCUGACCCACGAAGUGGAGGUCCAGUACUACAACAUCAAGAAACAGAAUGCGGAGAAGCAGCUGCUGGUGGCCAAAGAGGGGGCUGAAAAAAUUAAAAAGAAGCGAAACACCCUCUUUGGAACAUUUCAUGUUGCUCACAGCUCAUCCCUAGACGACGUUGAUCAUAAAAUCUUAACUGCAAAGCAAGCCCUGAGCGAAGUGACGGCCGCACUGCGGGAGCGCCUACACCGCUGGCACCAAAUCGAGCUGCUGUGUGGCUUCCAGAUUGUCAACAACCCAGGCAUCCACACGCUAGUGACAGCCCUGAACAUCGAUCCCAGCUGGGUGGGCACCUCCCGGCCCAACCCAGCGCACUUCAUCAUGACUGAUGAUCUGGACGAUCUGGACGAAGAGAUUGUCUCUCCCAUGUCCAUGCAGUCUGCCCCCUUGCCGAGCGGUGUCCGCCAGCGCGUCGUGGACCCGCAGCACUCCCUCGGAUCUCAGAGGUUGGUAGAGAGUUACGUGCAUGGCCAGAACGAGCCGGGCCAGCCUGCCCAUUACCUGACAGGCAGAGUUGCUCUUCGUCGAAUGCACAGCCUCACUUCUGGACAGUCUUUUAGUUCCGACGCUCAUGGAACCAGCCCAGCAUCCGCCACCACCGCCUCUUCCACCUCUUGCUCCUCCACCGCCACCACCACUGCAUCUUCUCCUGCUUGCCAUGCCCACCCUAUCUAUUACCAUCACACCUCCUCCUCUUACAUCCUCCAGAUGGACUCCGCCCCCGACCUGCCCCCUCCUGACGUCACCUCGGGGAUUCGCUGUCACGCUGAGAGCUUUGGAGACCUAAGUCGUUCCGACUCCGAUUCCUCCUUCCUGUACAUGAGCGACCAGCAGCGCAUCCCAGGCUCUGCUCCCAAGCUCCUGGCCGCCAGGCCCCCCAUGCUGACCCGGUCCACAGAGGAGGCUGCUUCAGGCCACCCUGCCGGCUGCGCCCCAACCUCCAACGGAGGCAGCAGGCACAGCGAGGCCUCCUCGCUGGGGGCUUUGCAGGAGCGUCUGGCCGAGAGCCCGGUGGUAGCGAAGAAGAUGAUGAUGCUGAACCAUGGUAUGGAGAAGUCCGCCAGCCUCGGGGAGAUCAGGCACUCCGAUUCCUCCCGCUCACACAGCCCCAGCUCCACCGAGCCCGACACGCCCUCCCCCAUCUCUGACUCCAGGCCCGGCAACGCUAAGAACACCCGCAUCCCGCAGCUGGCCGCCAAGAAGAACGCUGGGGAAGAGGACAGCGGCUCCACGGGCGAGGAGACUGACUCCAGCCAGGGCAAGAAAAAGUUCCCCCUAAAGAUCUUCAAGAAGCCCAAGAAGUAGGAGGAGGAGGAAAGCUGGCCACCAACCCAAUCCAUUGGGCAGGGAGGGGCGGGGCACAGAGCCACAAGCGAGGGCACCCUUCCCACCCCUUCCAGGAGCCACAUGGGUGGGAUGCUUGCGACUGCCCACCCCCUCCCUGCCCCCAGACACCCUCUGCCUCCCAAUCAAGUCGUGUAAAAUCCGCGGGGGGAGGAGCUCUUUAAACGUAUUUAUUUCCUGACGUGGAAACCAGCCGCCCCUUCUCCCUCCCUCCAGUUCAGUACCCCCCUGCUUUGCUGUGCAUGGCUUCUCAUGCCUUCCGAGAGCCCCUGCCUCCGCUCGGCCACACGGCAGUGCGGGUUUGUUUCAUGGGCUUUGAUUUUCCCCCUUUCGGCUUCUUCGGGACUCCUGCACGCGUGGCUCCUGAUCGGCUUGAGAACCCGCCCAGGGGAGGGGUCCCUCUGGGCCGGACCCGCCGCUUGCAUCUAUGCACCCCUAGGCCUCCCUCUCGCCUGGGCCGGGGCAGCGGCUGCGGGAGGUCAGGGCCGAGUCCUGGCUACUCAGGGUUGAAUCCGCUGCGAUCUCUUAGGGGUAGCUGCCUGGUGCGUGUCUUUGCAGCUCUCUCGGGUGGGCAAUUUGGGACAGGCGCCCCGUGGCUGGGGUGACUGGGGAGAGAGGAUGGGGCUUCUGCGGUUUUGGCAGGGGAAAGCAGAAGGCGCGUGCCAGCUCGCGGGGCCGGGGCUUUGUGGGGAGAGAGCAGGGCCUGGCCGCUGGUGCUGCAUUCAGGAACCGUGGCCAAGUCUAUUCUAGGCAGUGUUUGUUUCUUUAGCUGGCUGCAGCCUGCUGGGUUUGUUUCUGAAGCAGGGCCUGCUCCGUGAGGAUCCCCCAGCAGGCCCUGCCCUGUCUCAGCCUUCCCAGCCUCGGCAGCGCGAGCUUCCCUCGGCCAGGGCCAGGCCCUGGGCAAAGGCAGUCGGGUGUGGGGGAGGCAGCUCCCACCAGGCCGAAGGGCCGCAAGCCAUUUGGGGACAGCCGGGCACCUUCAUUGAGCUGCCUGGGUGAGUCGGGCCAGGAUCAGGGCCAGAGGCUGGGCUGCAGAUCAGGGCCGUUCCCGGGGCCGGGACCCAGCGGGGUUGGGGAAUGAGAAUUCCCCUCGGGCAGGAUACCUGAGGGAGGGGCUGAAAUGGCUGGAAGAGGAGUGGGCUCUGCUGUGCCAGGCCGUGUCCAGUUCCAGCAGCCAGCCGAGGAGGGACUCGGGGGUUUUGCCCCCGGGGGUGGUUCUAAUGCCCCUGGGGGGUUCCUCCGGCGUCCUCCCUGCUGCGAUGGCUGGGGGGGUGCUACGGAGGGAGCUAAUGCCGGGCUUGGGGCUCGCAGCUCCUGGUUUCUGAGCAGGGACUCCCGGGGAGUGAGGAGUUCUUACGUCCCAGGGCAGCUUCAGGCAGCCAGUGUCUGCCCCUCGGGGCUGGGCUGCUGCAGCGGGAGGAGCAGGGGGAGGGUGAGGAGCUGGGGAGAACCAGAGCCGGCUCUCGGCUGGUGGGCCACCUGCUGCGGCCAGCACGGCCUGUCAGGAACGUUUCGCAGGGAGGAGCGAUUGGCCUUGGCCCAGGGGGGUUCCCCUCUGCAGCGCUGCUCCCUGGUCAGACUAGACCCAGGCCGGCAGGGCCAGCAGCCGAGAGCCCCGCAGCGCCCCCAGCGAGAGCAGGGUCCGUGACCAAUUGCUACCCCCACGCGGCCGGCUGGAGCCUGUCUGCAAUCUUCACUUGAAGGAGCGCACCCAGCCCUCCCCGCCCGCCCUGUGCGCUGCCCCCCACGCCCGAUCCCUCCCUGUGCGGGAGCGACCAGGCUUUGGGCACCCACCGAGGAGUCCUGUGGCGCGGGGCCUGGCGUUCUGCCUGCGGUAGUGGGGAGGAAUCCUGUGUUCUCGGGGGGAGCAGGGCUGGCUGCAAAGAUCCCUGAGGAGGGAGGGGGGCUGGCUGGGGCCCUUGCUUGUAGCUGGUGGAAGAUACUGGAUGUCACGUCUCCAGGAAGGGCUAAGGAGGAGUUUUAGAGCCGGUAGCUAAAUGAUUACAUUGUUGCUUUGAGAUAAGUGAAAAAUCCUCUACAUUGCUUAAGUGCCUGCGAUUCCUCACGCUCCUGCCCCCCUGGCUGCUGCUGGCCACCUGGCUGGCCCGCGGGACGUCCUGUUGGAGGGGCGGCGGCUGCCAGCGCGUGCCAGGUAGCCCUGGGUCAUGUGCCCUUCCCUGACAGCCCGUGAUGGGAAUUACACCGGCCGCCGGCUCCUGCCAGCCUAGGGCUGGUCCCAAGCCACGCAGCUUGGCUUGCACUGGGCAGUUUCAGACCAGCUCAGCACACCCCGCUGAGAGCAGCCUCGGGGCCGUGCCUGGCAGCAGCGCCCACCUCCCUCCCGGCAGUGGUUCCAGAGCAGGGUGGGAAGGGCCCCGGGGAGGUGUGUAGCCCAGGCCUGGGUGUUUUACAGCCCCCCAGCAGGCCCAGGUGUGCGCCGCUUCCUCCCUGCCCUAAGCACGGCCCGUGGGCAGGGGUGCCCCAGCUGGGCCUGGCGCCCCGCGCCGAUGCUUGCUGGAGAAGGCGGUGGCAUUUAUAAAGCAGCGAUUGUGAUGCAUCUGCCAAGUCUGAUUUGUUUUGUCAUUUCAUAAAACUGUUUUCAAUCCAAUAAAGCAUGUAGGAGAUUUUGA
This is a messenger RNA of Malaclemys terrapin pileata, 6669 nucleotides long. It is a transcript of the gene STIM1, whose product is annotated as stromal interaction molecule 1. Gene Ontology annotation, molecular function: calcium ion binding; calcium channel regulator activity; protein binding. Bases 1631 to 4000 code for a protein of 789 amino acids. The transcript is spliced from 13 exons. The record is from RefSeq and is a predicted model, not a curated record. Gene Ontology annotation, biological process: activation of store-operated calcium channel activity; store-operated calcium entry; intracellular calcium ion homeostasis. NCBI's taxonomy places the organism in Eukaryota, Metazoa, Chordata, Testudines, Emydidae. Gene Ontology annotation, cellular component: plasma membrane; endoplasmic reticulum.